AUGGAAAUUGCUUUUGACGAAGAGGGAAAUAACACAAAUGGAAAGAUCAAUAAAAGCCCAUCUAACUGCGCUGCCCUUUCGGGGGUAUCCUCCGAGUCGAUUUUUGGUGCAAGGAAAAGUAGCGACGAUGGCGAUAUGGAAUAUGGCCCCCCCGUGGAGGGUUCUCCUCACGAUGCCACUAGCGAAGGUGUAAGCUUCUACGAUGCGAAAAGUGUAAAUGGGGAAAAAGGACAUUCAGAGGGGAAAUUCAACAGUGAGGAAGAGUACGCGGAGGAUCAGCUAAAAGGGAAUAUUAAUGAAGGGGGAUUGCUACAUUCCGACGAAAUGUACAAUUCCUACACGGAUGACGAAUUGGAAAAGUUUUUUGAGGAUGAAGAAAAUGAAUUAGACGGAAUGAAGAACAAAUCUGCGUAUUCAAUGAAGGGGGAUCGAGUAGGAGUAGACAAUUCUGCUUCGAUAAGAGGUGGGUCAUGGCAGCCAAGAAAAGGCGAUAACCAUCUCGUCAAUAAAAGCGAUAGCAAUUUUUUAAGUGAAGAAGAAUACGAAAAUUUUUGCAGCAACGAGGAUAUUCCCCCGUCGGUACAUGGUGAAGGGGGUGAAAUAAAACCAUCUGAUGAACAUAAAGAGGAAGGGUCAGACAGCUCCUCUCACAAUAACAGCAUUAUCAAUAAAAGUUAUGAGGGGCAUUUUACGUUGGGGACUAAGAAGCUGACGUUAAAUAUGGACGUGACGGACCCCAAAUAUUUGGGAAACGGACCGAAUGAUGAUUUGUCCUUUAUGAGCAACUCAUCGCACAGUGCUGCGAGGUUGAAUUUGGUAGAGGAGGAGAAAAAGGGGGAGUCAAGUCGGAGUAACUCUGUGGGGGGAAAUAUAAACAACGAGAAGGGAAGCAAUAUUGGCGAUGUUGGGGAGGGUGAAGGUAGUCCACAAAAGGAUGAUAUGAUCAGCACGAAUGGAGGUAAGGUGAAGGAAGAGGGGCCCAAUUUGUUUGAUGCAAAAAAGGAAGAUGAAGAAAAGGACCAAGUGGAAAGUGAAAAGUUGAAGAAGAUGGACAGUUUACCCUAUUUUGAAAAAAAAGAGUCUCAGGAGAGUGCAAAUAAUUCGAAAUUUUUAUUUAAGAAAAAAAAACUUCAUGAAGAUCAAAGCACCCCCUUGUGGUAUAAGCAUAAGAGGCACUUUUUUAUUUUCACCUAUUCAGGGAAACCAGUCUUUACAAGAUAUGGUAAUGAAGAAAAUUUGACAAGUUUUUAUGGGACUCUGUUAGCAAUUAUAUCAAAAAUUGAGUCGUUUUCUUUUUCAGAUUUUAGUAAAGAUACAAAGACAAAUAAAAAAUGCACAGGAAUGUACACAAAGAAUUCUUUAAAAUAUAUUAUGAGUAAAAAUACCAAGGUGGUUUAUUUGGACAAGGAAGUUUUAUGUCUAGUGUGCAUUUCUAAGGCUAAUGAAAGUACCAACUACAUUUUGCAGAUUUUAAAUUAUAUGUAUUUUCAAAUAAUAUCUUUAUUAACCAAAAGUAUUGAAAAAUCUUUUCAAAUAAAACCGUCAUUUGAUAUAAGGUAUUUGUUGGACGGCUGUGAUGUCCUCAUGUGCAAUUUAAUAUCUUCGUGCUCUAGAAAUAUGUAUUCCAUUUUUGAUGGUUUUGAGCCGCUCCCAUUAAAACAGGAUUAUCGGAACAAAAUUCACAAUUUGAUUUCUUCCUUCAAAAUUAACAACGUCCUGUUGUCCUUCUUAAUUGUGCACGAUAAAAUUAUAGGCAUAUCUGUAUCGAAGUAUGCUAUCCACUCGAUGGACGUGAUAAUCCUCAUCAAUAUGAUAACGUCCAUGAAGUCCUUUAAGAAUGCCGAAUCGUGGACGCCCAUUUGUUUGCCUAUUUAUAACCCAAGCCUUUUCCUGUAUGCCUACAUCAACUACAUUAGGAAAAAGAUCUGCUGCGUUUACAUCUGCUCGCAUGCGUCACCCCGAGACUUUUUCCACCUCUCCAGACACACCUCCAUGAUUGAAACGAUGCUAAUCAGCAGCGGCUGCUACGACGAAAUCGUGAAAGCGUCAGAAAAUUCCCCAUUCGCUCUCCCAGAAAUUCCAGGCAUCAACAUCAUUCACGUGUGCUACUACAUCCCAUACCUGAAGCAGUAUUAUAGCUCCAAAAUUAAUUUCGAUAAGGUGAAAAGAAUUUUCAGAGUGUACCAAAAGUGCGAUGACAUAUUAAGAGAUUCCAAAUUACCUGCCCAAAUAUACCUGGAAGCGGAGUAUGAAAAAUUCUACUGCAUCAAAACGAAUCUCUAUCACUUAUAUUUGUCCGUCCCGUUUCAUGUGGAGGUGAACGAUGACAAUAUCAAUGAAAUUUUAAAAGUUAUAGCGGCUCACCAUAAGGAAAUAUUUAUUAACAACAUAAAGCAGAUUACUUCGUAA
This is a messenger RNA of Plasmodium coatneyi, 2409 nucleotides long. RefSeq lists its product as uncharacterized. The coding region runs from base 1 to 2409 and encodes 802 amino acids. The record is from RefSeq and is a predicted model, not a curated record. The transcript has 4 exons. Lineage: Eukaryota; Apicomplexa; Aconoidasida; Haemosporida; Plasmodiidae. Gene Ontology annotation, biological process: protein targeting to vacuole; vesicle-mediated transport.